Molecule: messenger RNA, 2019 nt
Organism: Caenorhabditis auriculariae
Lineage: Eukaryota; Metazoa; Nematoda; Chromadorea; Rhabditida; Rhabditidae
Source: the annotation of a GenBank genome assembly
AUGCGCGCAGGUGUCACGAAGGCGAAAGCGGUUUCCUUUUCUUCUUCUCGAGGAAAACUACAAGGUAUCGACAGGUGUGCCCCCACCGCCAGUCACACCUCCAAAAAAAGGCACCGUCCUGUUUGUUUUGCUCUCCUUCUUCUCGAUGAGAAAGUUGGAGGCUUUGUUCUCGGCGCCAAACGGUUCCAGGUGUUGCCAGGCAGGUAUUUGAUCAGAAAUCGUGGUCGAGAAAGGUUUAUUCCAACUUUAAGAUUGCCUUUUUUCAAAAAUUAAGAGGUUACUGUAGGCGUUUUUUCUGCAAUUUUGCUGGCGGUAAGCUUUCUUUUGAACGUUAGAAGCUGGAAAAAUUGCAAAAUUCACACCUUUUUUUAAAAAUUUAGAUGAUAUAUAGUUCAACUUGAGUACAAAUUUCGAACUUUUUACGGCGGAGAUGACCGUGUGUCAAUAAUUAUGACGCACUAAUAUGAAAAAAAUUUUUUUCUCCAAAUUUUUUUCUGAAGACCGAAAGCUCCUAACUAUCGCUUCUGUUUGGCCCUUCUAGAAGCAGAUUUUUUUAAAUUAAAAAAAAUUUUAAGUUUUUGACUUUAGUCCCAUUUGCGCUAUCGCCUUGACGGAUCUGUCCACAGAAAAAGAAGAAAAAAUGAACUGUGUCAAUAAUUAUGACGCACCCGGUUGAAAAAUUCUCUUCUUAGGAAUCCCAGUUCUAAGGUUCUUAUAGCAAAAUUUCCCAGUUUUUACUUUUUCUUUAGGCUCCCUAAAGUUCUCAACUUUCAAGUUAUGGACUUUAAUCCCAUUACGUUAUCGCCUUCACCGAUCUGCCCAUAGAGAAAAAAGAAAAAAAUGAACUGAGUCAAUAAUUAUGACGCACAAGGUAGGAACAUUUUCUUCUUAGGAAUUCCUGCUCUAUGGUCCUUAUAGCAAAAGUUCUUAAUUUUUUCUUUCAUUUGACGCUUCCUGACAUUUCAAAUCUUCAAAAAAUCCAAGUUUUGGACUUUAGCCGCAUGAACGUUAUCGCCUUUACGGAUCAGAGUGAACUUUGAAAAAAACGGAUUUUGAUGUUUUUUUCUUUUCAGACUGACCCAUACUCAUGUAAAACUCUGAGUUUGGACAUCCGGUGCUUAAAUUUACACUCGAAGGAUCUUCUCACUUCUCAAGAUAUCUCAUAAAACUGGAUCGAGCUCCACUUAUGGGAGACGAAGACGAAACCGGAAGACGAGAAGGAGUAAUGAGCGUGCGGAGCAACUCUUUGGAGCAGCAGCGGCGGAGCAUUUGCCCUGUGGCGCAAUUAGAAGCAGCUGGCACCACAUAUGGCCUCUCGAACGACUUAUCCGAUUCACUCCAGCCAGCCGCCAUGCCCAAUUUUUCAGUACGAGUUUAUCAAUGAAACCGGAAAAAAAAAUCGGUGGGUGUGGCUAUAAUUAUGACGCAGAGGAGCCUUGUCUUCCAGGUUUGCUGGAGCUUAUCUGAGAAGUUCUGGAGCAGUCUGUAUCUGCGCAAUGUCAUGUAUCUCAACUUUGGAGCUCAGUGAAGGGAUUUAUCAGAACGAGUUUGAAUUUUUGACGUCAUCAAAGGGUUCUAACUGAACCAAAAAGCAGAAGACCGGAAAGUGUAUGCUUGGAUGGGAGCCGGAAGCAAGUCUUGGCCAAGUUCUAGCCAAUCUCGCUUCCUCCUAGAAGCUUGGAGGAAGUUACCUGUUGGACUAUUAUAAUAAAGGUACGCAUUUAUUUGUCAAUCACCGGCUUAGGAAUGAUUGCUUGCCUCGGGCACAGCCUUCCACUUGGCCAAUUUUACGGUUUUGUUCCUCUUGACCGGCAUAUGGACCUCCAGAUCUUCUCCUGUUCUUCGUUUUCGAUUCCCAGUAGGCAUAUGGGCAAUCUGUUUCUCCAGGUGUGCAAGCCGUCCUCUUUGAAAACAACGCGCCUCGGAAAAGACACCUGGGAUCUCUCGGCAUCCAUGCAGCUUGCCCAUAUGGGCUGCGGCUGGAAAAAAACAGGCACACAACAAGGCGAAGUCGGCUGA